Molecule: messenger RNA, 912 nt
Organism: Protopolystoma xenopodis
Lineage: Eukaryota; Metazoa; Platyhelminthes; Monogenea; Polystomatidea; Polystomatidae
Source: the annotation of a GenBank genome assembly
ACUCGGCCCAUCUCAGUCUCGCCCUCACCGUUCGCUCGUCCCUGUAUCACCUGUCUCCAUUCACUGCAAGGGGGUCAUAGAGGGCCUGCCCUACAGACUUCCAACCCCCUCCUCCUCCUCUUCCUCCUCUUCCUCCUCGUUGUCUGCUGUCUCCAUAGCAUAAAGAGGGCAGAGACCGAGACGAACCAUGAGCUACAGGUUGGGUCAGACCGCCAACUUCGUACUGCAGCUUCGAUCAGGCCGACAAUCGGAGGCGUGUGGCAGAGGUCGUGGCCCACCCACUGCAGUUGCAAGGGGAUUCGACCCAGUCUCGGGUUAUCUACACGAUUCGCAGUCGUCGGGAUCGGACCUGGUAUAGUGUUCUCCUUCUCGAGGUCUUGCCUCGUACCGGAGUCCCAAGCACAAACCUUUUAUGCCAGUCCCAAUCGGGGCAGACUCUCAAACUUUCAAAACAGCCGCAUGAAUAAAAUGUCCCGUUUAUCAUGGGCUUUUUCAGCAUCGUUUACUGUCGAAACGGCCGGUUGGCCGGUCGCUUGGCUGUGGCAUUUUCUGCAGAUUCACCCGACCAGAAUGGGCCGACAACAAGGCAGUCCCGUAGCCGCGAGCGUUGAACGCAGAAAUGUCGACUUUAUUGCGAUUGUGGAAGCGAGACGACCGACUUCAGGCUCGGGACUCGAGCUUGCGUCUGUGGUCAACACACUCACGAAGAACGACAGUCAAGCCGAGGUACACAAGACGAGUAAUUACCCGAGGCUCACGGCAACCACGGGUUGGGCUGACAUCGAUUUUAGGUCCAAUUCAGAUGAAAGGCCGGCAUUUGGUACGGGCGUGCCAAAAAUGCGAUACAAUUAUCAUUUUAAUUUGCUUCAUUUGGUUUGCAGACUUGCUGCGCUCUCAGAAGAAGCAAAGUGA